GCUGAGAGAAAAUAAAUGUGAAGAUUUUUGUGUAGGACAUGCGCAGAUGCGGGAUGCCAUAUUGCAGAGAGAGAGAGAGAGAGAGAGAGAGAGAGAGAGCUUCAGCCGGAGGUGGAGAAAAAAAGGGGGGAUUCGCUGAAUUUCAGUCUCCAGGAAACUUCAUUGAAGCGCAGGCCUCAAAUCACUGUGAGCUGACAAAGUGGGAAACGGUCAUUAGGACUCAACGUCUUCAAGGCAACAGCCUUUACAAGGAACCAAUGAUGACAUCUGCAGGGAGGAACACCCAGAGCCCAUCCAAUGGAAGAGCAGAGCACGGGCACUCAGAUAUGGAGUGUGGAGAUGAGGAACUGGACUUUAACUGGGAUGAAUAUCUGGAGGAAAUGGGAGCCACAGCAGCCUCACACACCUCAUUUAAACAUGUGGAGCUGAGUCUGCAGAGCAGUUUUCAGGCUGGGAUGAAGUUGGAGGUGGCCGACAGGAGUCGCGCCGACACAUACUGGGUUGCUACCGUCAUCACGACAUGCGGCCAGCUGCUGUUGCUGCGCUACUGUGGCUACGGCGACGAGCGCAGCGCUGACUUCUGGUGUGACGUCAUGACUGCAGAGCUGCAUCCUGUGGGCUGGUGUGCGCAGAACAACAAACUGCUACAGCCCCCUGAAGAUAACAUUUACCUCAGAGCAGCUAUUAAAGAGAAGUACAGCGACUGGACUGAGUUUCUGGUGAAGGAGCUCACAGGCUCACGCACGGCUCCAGCUAACCUGCUUGAAGGGCCGUUGAGGGGUAAGAACACGGUGGACCUGAUCGUUCCUGGGUGCGUGUUAGAGAUUCGUGAUGCUGCAGAGCCGUUUGUAUACUGGGCAGCGCGUGUGCAACGCAACGUCGGAGGACGCCUCUGGCUCAGCUACGUGGGACUGGAAGAACCCACAUACUACAUCUGGAUUUUCUACCUGGACAUCAGGCUUCGUCCAAUGGGCUGGGCCAAAGAGAACUGUCUUACAAUGGAAGUCCCAAAAGAAGUGCGUGAUCUGAGGAGUGCUACGGAGUGGAGUGAUGCUUUAGAGAAGGCCGUGUCAACAGCCAUGGAGAAACCUCUGCCUCUCGAGGUCUUUAAGGAUCACGCCGAUUUGCGGAAACACUCGUUCAAAACGGGGAUGAAGCUAGAAAUGGUGUCACCGCAAGAACCUUUCCACAUCUGCCCUGUGUCUGUCACUAAAGUGUAUAAUGAGUACUACUUCCAGAUCACCGUGGACGACCUGAGCGGAGAAGCCCCGCCCUGCUCAGUGCUGUGCCACGCCGAUUCUCCAGGCAUCCUGCCAAUCCAGUGGUGCUUGAAAAACGGUGUUGGUCUGCAGAGGCCUAGGGGUUUUCAGUCUCAGGACUUUGAUUGGGCAGAUUAUCUGAAGCACACAGGUACAGAGGCUGCCCCAGAUGCCUGUUUCCCCAGUGCGUCUCUGAGUCGGGGCUUCUGUAAGGAUACAUGGUUGGAAGCCGUAAAUCCACUUCAGCCGGGUGAAAUAAAUGUUUCACGAAUCACUCAGGUUAAAGGUCGCCUCCUCUGGCUCAGAUAUGAAGGCCUGACCAAACCCCUUGCUGAGUGUAUAGUGGAUGUUGAGAGUAUGGACAUCUUUCCUGUGGGCUGGUGUGAAGCUAACGUCUAUCCGCUUACACCUUUACGUAAAGCAGUGUGCCAGUCUCAGAAGAAGAUCGCUGUGGUGCAGCCCGAGAAACAAAUGACUCCUCCUCCCAAAGAAAAUGUCUCCCUCGACCAUUGCCAGUCUGUUCCCAUGGACCCAGUUUCUGUAAAUGGAAAGUACUGCUGCUCUCAGAUCUUUGUGAAUCAUCGCUGUUUUUCCGGGCCGUACCUCAACAAGGGUAGAAUCGCCGAGUUACCACAAGCUGUGGGGCCUGGCAAAUGCACAUUCGUCCUUAAGGAGGUUUUGACGAUGUUAAUAAACUCAGCAUAUAAGCCUAGCCGUGUUCUCAGAGAGCUACAGUUGGUUGGAGAUCCACAGUGGAACUGUCUGGAGGAAACCCUCAAAGCCAAGUAUAAAGGAAAGAGUUAUCGUGCAAGUGUAAGCAUCGUGUGUUUGGCUGAGCAGGUGGCCGAUUUCUGUCGCAGAGUGUGUGUGAGACUGCAGUGCUGUCCGAACCUGUUCGGCCCCACACUCGUGUCAGAGAAGUGUCCAGAGAACUGCUCCAUACACACCAAGACCAAGUACACACAUUACUAUGGAAAGAAGAGAAAAGUGGGCCGUCCCAGCGUGGGAGAAUGCACUCCAGAUGGGGACAUGGCUAAACCGGCCCGCCGCAGAAAGAAGCGCAAAUCCGUCUUUGUUCAAAAGAAACGCCGCUCUUCUGUUACAGGAUACCACGCCAUGGAGUCAGCACAGGACAGCGAUGAUUUCGAUGAUUUCGAUGAAGAGGAAGAUGAGGAGUCGUACAGCGGUGAAAGCUCGAGCUUGGAGCUGCGCGAAGAGGUUCCUGUGCGCUUCUCUACGCGACGAGGUCGACCCUGCAGGUCUCUCACUCUGCCUGGGCCGGGGGCUUCUACAGAGCGGCCGUUACUGCGGAGAUCCACGCGCUCGCUCUCUUACACACACAACCAGGCAGCCAAGCACACAAACACAGAGACGCCAAAUACACAAGAAGAAGAAAGCUGCUUGGUUUUAGAGAGGAAUCCUCUCGAGUGGAGCGUGUCAGAUGUGGUCGACUUCAUCAUGUCCACAGACUGUGCCUCGCUAGCCAAGAUUUUCCAGGAGCAGGACAUUGAUGGUCAAGCCCUGUUGUUGCUGACCCUCCCCACUGUUCAGGAGUGUAUGGAUCUAAAACUCGGCCCUGCUAUCAAACUCUGUCACCAGAUCGAGCGUGUUAAAGUGGCCUUCUACUCCCAGUAUGCUAAUUAAGCUAAUACGGGCUAACAUCUGUUUUCUUUCAGUGGAUAAAUAUGCUUGGUGCACACUGCUCAGGGGAUCUCACACCAUCAGAACAACAACAACAAAAAACAACACAACUGACUAUACGCUGCAAUUCUGAAAGCACAACGCUUUCCUGAAGAACUUCUGCAGUUAAACUUACGCAGAAGAAGGUCCACAAGUUCAUCAGAAAAGGAUGAAAUGAAUGACAGGGGACGCUGAACAAAUAUAGACAUUAUGGAAAUUGGAGGUUCUGAUGUUCUUCUGAGGCAAACAUUUUUUUUUUUUUGACAGAUCAUUUCGAUUACAAAUAGCAGGCCCACAAUACAGGGUGUUUCUCAAUACCAAAAAUGAAAGACUUACUGUAUAUCUCACCAACUACAAUCAGUUCAACAUGUUUGCGUUACUGAUACUUGCCUUUGGAUGAAAUAACUUUUGGCUCCCUGAGCACUUAGGAGCAAUUAAACAAUUGCUUAGUUUGGAUACUUGACAAAUACGUGACGAAUGGCUGCAUGUACUGCACUAGGAUCGGGUGUAUCGGAUAAUAUAAGAGAAAGUGCUAACAACUAAAAUGAAUUGAGGAUUCUAUAUGCGAACUCUUAAUAAUAAGAAAUGAUACAUCUCAAAUCACUGAUCUUUUCAAUAUUUAUUAUAAUUUAUUACCAAAUAUUGGCGAAAAAUUUAAGACAGCCGAUGUGUAAAAAUAAUGAAACGUGUUUAAACCGAUGUGAAAAUGAUUGAAAGCGCUAUAAAGGUGAAUUAUCAUUAUCAUUGUGGUCACAUAUUGAUCAGAAGCUGCUGACUCAUAGAAGACAGCGAAUAUUUUUUUUUUUUUACAUAUCGUAUUGUGUGCAAAUCUGAUUUACACCCCUUGAGUGAAUGUGACAGUAAUGCAAGCCUUAAUGGGCACAUCCUAUUGCUUUUGCAUACUUUUUUUUUUUUUUUUUUUUUACCUGUGGAGGAUUACACGUUGUGUCCACUAGGGUUUUGGAGACGAAGCAUGCCUCACCAGCCAUUAACCAAUUUCCAAACAACAACAAAAUAAACAGUGACAAAGCCAGGGGUUGAAUAGACCAAGAAUUCAUUAAUCAAAUCGAAUUAAAAUUGCACCACAUUCCUGUUUCUACUUUUUAUUUAUUUUUUUAAAAGAAUGCACACAAAGUGCAGUAGCCACUUACAUAAGCACAUGCACGUAAAAAACGCCCUGAUGCCAGCAAAGGAUUUUAGUGCUGACUAGUUAAUUUUGCUAACCUGAGACUCGUCCUCAUUCCAUCUGUCAUCACUGUAUUUCAAAGACAUAAACAGCUUUCAGUUUAUUCUCAUUAGUCAUACGUAUAUCGAUGAGUCACUGAAAUCUGGGAAGCACCCAGCUGUUUUAACUGUACUUCAGUAGAAGAACUGAGCUUUGGCAAAGGAACAUGACUUAGAGCAGUACACAAGAACACAUUGAGAAACACCUGGUGUUCCUGUUCCAGGACUGUGAUAAGCCACUUAUACCUGUCACCAUUUUUCUCAUCUGAGACCAAAUGAUAUAUUUAUAAGUGUAAUUAGACUUGAAGAAUCAAUGUAUAAAAAAUAUCUUUGAUAUAUUUAUUUUGGCCUGAAGAGCAGCUGCUCUCAUGUUCAUUUUUUUGUUGGUUUUUCUUUCUUUUUUCUUGUUCUUUUUUUUGUUUUGUUUUUUAAGGGGAACAGUACAGAUUGGUACAGUGUUCCUUAUCUUAUACCACUUUGUAAAAAAAGAAAAAAAUAUGACCAAACAAACAAACCACUAAAACAAAACACUGGAUACUGUAUGGAAAUGUUUCAUGCAAAAUCUAUGCAAAAGCAAGACUUUUCUUAUGGACAUUUUCUACUUUGCUGUAUGACCUGAUGCUUCCCUUAAAAUUGAACAGAGAACAUGUACAUAGAAUGUGUAUAGAUUUUUUUGACCUAAUAGUAAAAUCUAGUUUUAAUACAACAUUGUGAUGCACUAAAAAAUGAGCUAAUUAUGUGUUCUAUUAUUAUUAUUAUUAUUAUUAUUAUUAUUGUUAUUAUUAUUAUGAUGAUGAUGAUGAUGAUGAUGAAACAGAAAGCAUCCUUGUUUCACAAGGACGUGAUUUGUAAGUUUAAAAGCAAGUAUAAUCAUAUGACCAGGACACUGAAAUAUAACCAAUAUCCUGUGACAUCCCACUAAACCGAAAGAAAUGUUGAACGAUGCUGUAAAUCACUCAUUGACCAUAAAAGAGUGAAGAUCUUU
Silurus meridionalis is the source of this 5148-nucleotide messenger RNA. It is a transcript of the gene sfmbt2, whose product is annotated as Scm like with four mbt domains 2. The record is from RefSeq and is a predicted model, not a curated record. The transcript is spliced from 22 exons. Gene Ontology annotation, biological process: regulation of DNA-templated transcription. Gene Ontology annotation, cellular component: nucleus. Bases 39 to 2903 code for a protein of 954 amino acids. Gene Ontology annotation, molecular function: transcription corepressor activity; histone binding. NCBI's taxonomy places the organism in Eukaryota, Metazoa, Chordata, Actinopteri, Siluriformes, Siluridae.